Annulohypoxylon truncatum is the source of this 1842-nucleotide messenger RNA. RefSeq lists its product as uncharacterized. The transcript has a single exon. The record is from RefSeq and is a predicted model, not a curated record. The coding region runs from base 364 to 1692 and encodes 442 amino acids. Lineage: Eukaryota; Fungi; Ascomycota; Sordariomycetes; Xylariales; Hypoxylaceae.
AUGUUAAACAAGUUCCUAAUUCCCCACUGAAAAGUGUGAAAUGUGAAGACUUCACCAAAUUUUCAUUGGCGGUAAUUCCUAGAUAUAACACACAGGCUAGUACAUUUACGUUGCCGGUCUUACGUCUAGACAGACAAAUUCUUGAAAGCCAGCCACGAACCUAUACCAUUAUCGUAGAGCUUGAGACAGAUGAAGCAAGGCAAAACGUCAGAGGCACGUGGACAUCCAGUACCUAUCUAGGUAGCAUCUCGAUCUGCCGUCAUAGUUACUGGUGGUGGUAGCAGUGGUCACACCUCCUAGCAUCGAUCUGUAUCCCUAUCUCUCGCCCUUGCCGGCUUCUUAACUUCCUAUCUACCUUCUUCAAUGUCUUCCAUUCUCUCUACCGGUGAUGCGCCAGCGCACCGAGUUCCAGCAUGGAAACGAUUGGGCCUCAAGCUUAAGCCUGCAUCCGAGGACCUGAACCAAAAUCAGAACCCUACCCUACCUACAAGUACAGCCGCUGUACCGGUGCCCAACCAUCAUCGGGAAAAUCUCACCGGGUCCGUCAACACCAAUGCGAAGAGAAAAUCUUCUGGCGUUCCUGCAUUAGACCAUUCCACCAAAAAGGCCAAGCGAGACCUUUCCCAAAGUCAAAUUUCUUCCACUCAGACACCAAAGAAAGCCAAGUCUGUCUCGUUCGCGGCUCAGCUUACCCAAGAUACUGAGUCUCCAGUCAAUACUCCGGCAACUCCAACGACAAAUGGCACAAAACCCAUAAACAAGCGCAAAGCCACACCCGCUGCUAAGAAAACCAUCCAAGCCCCUACACAACCAGUCAAGAAGCAGGCACCCGUCAACCUAGAACCCGCACUUGCGUACUUACGGCAGUGGCACACGUCUAAGGACACUUGGAAGUUUAACAAGAACCACCAGACUAAGCUAUUGGAGCAGGUUUUCGCUGAAGAAACUACUAUCCCUGCGGCUGACAUACACAUAUUUUACGAAUAUAUACGGGGAUUGAAAGGAGCUGUUAGGACGAGACUAAAGGAACUUGCAUCUGGCAUUAAAGCGCAGGACAUAGAACAGGGAGCGGAAGGUUUCCCCGGCUCCAGCAAGGAGAUGACCGAAAGAAGGCAGAAGGAGUACCAGGAGGUCAUUGCGGCCUAUUUGAGCCAGCAGAAGACACCUAGGAAACGGCGUUUUGAGGAGGUGGACUACGUACUCCGGACUUCUGAUAUAGAGAUGCAACGUCGGGUCGUCAAGCGAAUGCGCUGCGAGAAUGUGUUGGACGAACUAUCUGAUACCGAGGCCGAGACAUCUACGACAACCACUACAACCAGUUCGACUGAGAAGGGGAGCCACGCUGGGGAUUCCGAGCGCGCUAUGAGUGAAGGUGCAACGGCCGAAACCGAGGGCGUUCUACGCCUUAGAUUGAACGACGAUAGUCUCCCACAGAGAGUCAAGAGGAAGAGGAAGGUACGGACUGCAAUCGUCGAAGAAGAGACUAGCUCGGAGUCUGAAUCUGAAUCCGAAACUGAAGGCGGAUCAGAUUCGGGGUCGAGUAGCAGUGAUAGCAACAGCAGUUCUUCUGAUGAGUCGGAGGACGAAGGAGCGCAACCCCAGUUACGUGCCGAUGAAGCUGAGACGUCUCCUAGCAGCUCUUCAUCAUCCGAAUCUUCAGAGACAGAAUCAAAUUCUGACGAUGACGAUUGAUUGUAACACGAGGCGCAAUGCGACGUAUCUUCUUGUUGCUAAUAAUGGAUAUGCUCGACACGCACAGCAACAUCAUAUAGGAUACCCAAUUUCUCAUGAUAAAAGCAUGCUGGAAAAUUGCAAACUGCUAAAAGUUAUUAUGGAGCAAAA